ACACAGCUUGCGCCCCUCUCUGGAGAGCAGUCGCAGCUACUAGCUUGCCGCCAGCAGAGCCGCACUGUCUCGGGCAUCGCAGAGCACCACGACUGUGGACUUGGGACCUCGAACCCGAGACGAGCGCGCGCUAGCCAGCCAUUAGCAACGCUUGCAUUUCUGCAGGAAAAAGGAAAUGAAACCAGAGACAGAGGGAAGCUGAGCGAAAAUAGACCUUCGCGAGAGAGGAGGGAGCCUGGGGAGAGCCGCGCGGUCAGCUCCCCGCCCCCAGGCCGCCGCCCCCUCACUGCCCCCGGCGCCCCGACCCCGGCGAAGGGAGCGCGGUGACUGUCCUUGAGCGUGGAGGGGCGAGCUCGCCAGCGGAGCGACCGAGCAAGAGGAGGCGCAGGAGCGGCGGCGCCCGAGCACCCGAGGGGGUCCGAGUCCAGGCAGCUAGCCAGCCACGCGCCACAAAGGGAGCGCCCCCGCCGCCCGGCACGCCGCCCCCCUCCCCAAUGUCCUCGGCCAUCGAAAGGAAGAGCCUGGACCCGUCUGAGGAACCCGUGGAUGAGGUGCUGCAGAUACCCCCAUCCCUGCUGACAUGUGGUGGCUGCCAGCAGAACAUAGGGGACCGCUACUUCCUGAAAGCCAUCGACCAGUACUGGCAUGAGGAUUGCCUCAGCUGUGACCUCUGUGGGUGUCGGCUGGGAGAGGUGGGGAGGCGCCUCUACUACAAGCUGGGACGGAAAUUGUGCAGGAGAGACUAUCUCAGGUAUAUCCCUCACACUUCUGGGGCACAUCCGGGGUUGGAUACAUAGUCUCUAGCUCCUGAGGUGUCUGCCUAAGGGGCCUAGGCUGUGGAGGCUGAGCUUCAGCUGCCUCUUCAGAGAAGCCGUGAGUUCUUCCUCUACUGUGGCUAUGUUUGCAGAGACACAUCACUGCAUGGUAAAUCACCAAUGUUUUUAAAGGUAAGAGAAUAAAAAACACGGAAUUCAGAAUAAGGACAAAAUUCUGGGGGUGGGGGCAGACCAAAGGAUAGGGUUUGGAGAAGUGUACGUAGGGAAAUAUCCAGGGAACUAGGGGAAGAGAGAAUUCAUUUAUAAGUUUCUUGGGUGGGUUCUCAUUUAGUACUCAAUAAGCAUAUGCAUAUGUGUAGAUAGUCUUUUUUUUUGUUUUGUUUUGGUUUUUGGUUUUUGGUUUUUUGAGACAGGGUUUCUCUGUAUAGCCCUGGCUGUCCUGGAACUCACCUUGUAGACCAGGCUGGCCUCAAACUCAGAAAUCCGCCUGCCUCUACCUCCCAAGUGCUGGGAUUAAAGGCGUGCGCCACCACGCCCGGCAUGUGUAGAUAUUCUUUUGCACAACUCCAGUAUUAUUGAUGAGAACUUUUAAAAUAGCAAUGUGUCCUUGCUAGUGAGCCCCCAAGCGCUGAAUUUCAUAGCAGGAGGCUAGCCUUCAGCAGCUAUAAAGGUGAAGUCAGGAGGUUUGAGUCACUACUCCAUUGCUUCCUAGUGCUGGCCUUGGGCAAUGCACACAAGCCUUCACGUCCUGUAUGUAAAAUGGGGAUUGUAAUUGUACUUACUUCUAAAGUUAGAAUGAAGUACUUGAAUUGGUACAUAACUUAAGAAAUAGGUGGUAGCUGAGUUUAUAAUUGACAGGUACCAUGGUGGGAUCACAAAUUAUUUUCCAUUAUAAUGGACAAGGAGAUGGUAACAUGGAAGGCAGAAAUAGAAAGUGUACAAGGCCAAGCGAGACAGAAACAUUUCCCCUGAAUUUGUGUGUCCUGGCACCCAAUGAGUGCCUUUGUCUGGCGUGUUCUAGCAUCUCUAGCUUCUAUAUUAGCUGCACUGGAGGUAACUCUGUACCCCGUACUGCCAGAUCCACUCAACUGUUCAGCUGUCAGUUCUUCGCCAUCCUCCUGUGGCAGAGGCUCCACUGAGCGCGCAGUCCCUGUGUAUUAGGGCCAGCCAGCCAGCGGAGAGAAGCUCUUCAGACUCCAGUGCCCUGGGCUGCUAAGCAGGCUCUUCCCCCUGCAUGUGUUCUCGGGGCACUGCACAUGUGAAAUAAAAACAAAACUGCUGGUC
Messenger RNA from Mus musculus (house mouse), 2060 nucleotides. RefSeq names its product LIM domain only 2 (gene Lmo2). Lineage: Eukaryota; Metazoa; Chordata; Mammalia; Rodentia; Muridae. Gene Ontology annotation, cellular component: nucleus. The transcript has 4 exons. The coding region runs from base 495 to 797 and encodes 100 amino acids. The record is from RefSeq and is marked validated.